UCAAUUCUCAAAACAACUCCGUCUCUGUAUCUCAUCUCGCGCACCUCUCUCUCACCCCUCUCUCUCACGCCUCUCUUAUUUCUCUCUCGCACCACCCUCUUAAUCUUCUUUGUCUCUCACGCAAGGCACUUCUGUUUAGCACAUACGUUUAAUUGUUUCAAUUACAUCUCAAUUGCGAAUUAGGGCUGUCGAAUUUGGGGGUUUUCAGUUCUGAGUUCAAAUUAGGACUUAUUAACUCAAACUUCUUCGACUAAUCGCUCUCUUUCUUUGUUUGUAGGUACGAUUUGAGUUACUGGGAUUCAAUAUGUGUUAAGUUGUUCAGGUAAUGGUAAGGGUUGAAACAGCUGCAGAGGGAGCGAGCCGAUAGUAGGAACUUGUUCAGGUGUGUUCUGGAGCUGAGGAUGAAUGGGCUGGCUUUCUUAUGUCUAAAGGAGCUUCAGGAGCUGAGGAUGAAUGAACUUGCUUUUGUCUUGCCUGACAGCGGAGCUGAGCAUAUUGUCUCUAAUUUCAGUAACAGAGAAAGCCUUAUGUGUAUCCAAAAUGAAGGAAAUCAUUUGCAAUUAGGAGCUAAAGAUGCUCUUCUUAAUAGCCUUCUUGUUGCAGCUAAAAAAUUCAGCUCGGGUCCCCCACAGAUUCUUCAACUUACUUGGCAGGCUCUUUUGGUCAUUGUUGUACUACAAAAGAAUGCUCUUUCUGUUAUGAAAAUAUUUCAGUAGUAGUGCUGCUUCUGUUGAUUGAUCUAAUCUAGUGAUCAACUGUCAUGUAAAUUGGAAUGUGCAUUUUUAGCGUGUUGGAAAUCCAAGACCAAAGUACAUAUAUUAGGCGAUGCUUGUAUGGCCAAGAGCUUUUUUCACAUACACCGAUUGUUAUUGAGUUCCCACUAAAUGAAUCUGAGAAAUAUAUUGAUGGUGUUGUCCAACUACACGAAAGGAAUAGGAAGCUUCUGCGAUGCUUACUGAGUUGGGUUCAAGCUGGUUGCCUGUCUGAAAUUUCAGCUCCUUCAUUGCCGGCUCAUCCGCUUCGCAGUUUUGUAUUCAACUCGUUGCAGCAAUCCAGAAGUUUCGGACAUCAUUACAUUCAAGGCGCCACCUAUUCUUCACGUGUUAGUGGAAGAGUGAAGAUAUUUUGUUUAUUGAAAGCAAAAUGAAGUUGUGCUGCGCAAAGCUGUGAGUGGCUAAAGUUGUGAGGCGACUAAACUGAUUUGUUAGCUGCUUGGAUUUGGUUGAACUUGUGUAUCUAAUUUGGUUUGUAGCUAUGUUGAAUUGCUUGGAUUUAUUGGGAAUUUUAAUAUUUAAACAGUAUAUUUUCAAUUAGUUUUAUGAAAAAAUGUUGGCAUCGAUUCAUAAAA
Molecule: messenger RNA, 1348 nt
Organism: Daucus carota subsp. sativus
Lineage: Eukaryota; Viridiplantae; Streptophyta; Magnoliopsida; Apiales; Apiaceae
Exons: 6
Coding region: 773-1147 (124 amino acids)
Source: RefSeq, a predicted model, not a curated record